CGGGAACCGAGCGGCGCAGCCCUAAGUGAGGUGGCCGCUCUCAGACGCGGCGGCUCCCGGUAUCCCGCGAUGCCGAGACCGGACGCGGACGGCUUGCCUCUCUGAGCCGGUCUCGGCGCGGAAGGCAACGAGGGAGGCCAUGGCGGAGUCCUCCGAGCCCGGGCGGCGGGCGGCCGCGGGCGGCGAGAGCCUGGACGAAGAAGAGGACGAGGAGCGGGAGCCGCUGCUGCCGAGGAUCGCCUGGGCCCCGCCGCGGAAGGGAGCCCCGGGGACCGCCGUGAGGCUGGCGGGGGAUGCCGGGGAGGCGGGCGCGGCGUCCCCUGGCCAGGCGGACGACAGGGAACGGCUGCUCCGGCCCGCAGCCUCGCCCCGCUGCCCCUCCCGCGGCAUCCCCCACCGACCGAGCUCACCCACCAACCUGGACUGCAGCCGCUCCGUGGGCUCAGAGUUGAAUGUAUUCUUGGAUGAUCCAGUGUUUGCUGAUGUUAUUUUGAAAGCAGAGCAAGCAAUUGAAUUUGGAGUUUUUCCAGAAAGAAUCUCUCAAGGUUCAAGUGGAAGUUACUUUGUCAAGGAUCCUAAGAGGAAAAUUAUUGGUGUGUUCAAGCCCAAAUCAGAAGAGCCUUAUGGUCAACUGAAUCCAAAAUGGACCAAAUAUGUUCAUAAGAUCUGCUGCCCGUGCUGCUUUGGCAGAGGCUGCUUGGUGCCCAACCAGGGGUAUCUUUCCGAAGCUGCUGCCUCCCUUGUGGACGAAAAGCUUCAUCUGAACAUUGUACCGAAAACAAGGGUGGUUUGGCUGGUCAGUGAGACAUUUAACUACAGUGCCAUUGACCGUGCAAAAGCUAGAGGCAAAAAGUAUGCCUUAGAGAAAGUGCCCAAAGUCGGUAGAAAAUUUCAUCGGAUAGGACUCCCUCCUAAGAUUGGUUCCUUUCAGUUAUUUGUUGAAGGUUACAAGGAGGCUGAAUUUUGGCUUAGGAAAUUUGAAGCCGACCCUUUGCCUGAGAAUAUUAGAAAACAAUUUCAGUCACAGUUUGAAAGAUUAGUGAUUUUGGACUACAUCAUCAGAAACACAGACAGGGGAAACGAUAAUUGGUUAAUCAGAUAUGAAAAGCAGAAACGUGCACUAGAAAGUAAGGAAGCAGAUUGGACUGAUGAUAAAGAACCGCUUAUUCAAAUAGCUGCAAUUGAUAACGGUCUAGCAUUUCCUUUUAAACAUCCUGAUGAGUGGAGAACAUAUCCAUUUCACUGGGCUUGGCUUCCACAAGCAAAAGUUCCCUUUUCUGAAGAAACAAGAAACUUGAUUCUGCCAUAUAUUUCUGACAUGAACUUUGUGCAAGAUUUAUGUGAAGAUCUUUAUGAACUUUUUAAGAUUGACAGAAGAUUUAACAAAGCCACUUUUGAAAGUCAGAUGUCUGUGAUGAGGGGUCAGAUCUUAAAUCUCACCCAGGCUUUGAGGGACGGGAAGAGUCCGGUCCAGCUGGUACAGAUGCCUUGUGUGAUCGUGGAGCAGAGCCAAGGGCGGGCCCAGGGCCGGAUCGUCCAGCUCAGCAGCUCCUUCACGCAGACGUUCCACUGCAGGAAGCCCUUCUUCUCCUCCUGGUAGCAGGUGGGCGACACGCCUGCCGUCUCUCGAGCGGCUGCAAUGGGGAGUGUGUCGACGUCGCAUUGCAGUGAUGCGGGUCUGCUGUUAAGCGCUCGGGCUGCCGAAACCUCCAAUAAUAAUGUGUUUUAAAGGUUGUGUUCUGAAUGUUCUCAAAAGUUUACAGUUUUUUGUCCAAAUAUUAACUUUUUGUUUCAGGGAAGAACUGAGAUAUCUCCUAUAUUGUAUUUUUGUAGAAAAAUGUACUUUAUGUUGAUGAUGUUAGUUGCAAAGGUAAUUUCAUGGUUUACACUUUCUGAAAUGACUGUAAUUAUUUUAGAAUUUCAAAUAGGAAAAUAAGGUAUUUGUUGACCUUGAAUAAAAUAACUUUUUAUAUACUUUUUAAACAUUGAGAAGAAUGUUUAUGUUAAUUCUUCUUACAGUAUAAAAGCCUUUGAAUAUGAAGCUACUCUUAUGAACUUAAUAGAUUAGUUAAUAGAAAAACAGGUAAGAACAACGCAAUGUUGCCUUAAUUUAAAAAGCUGCUAUUUUAGAUCUUGAAUAAAUCCCUAAAAGACAGUUGUGAGGGACCAGAAAAGUAUAUCUUAGUUAAGUAAUAGAUGACCUUUAUUUUUUUUUGUACUUCAGAAUAUUUUUGGUCAAUUAUUUUGUCAUAAUGAGGAAAAAAUCUAAAGAUGACCCCUUUUUUUAAAAAAUAAAAACACUCAACUGAGACUUGAGGAGAAUUAGGUAAAAUUAAGGUAGAUCCUUAAUGUUUUUGAAAUUCCA
Molecule: messenger RNA, 2365 nt
Organism: Phyllostomus discolor (pale spear-nosed bat)
Lineage: Eukaryota; Metazoa; Chordata; Mammalia; Chiroptera; Phyllostomidae
Gene: PI4K2B
Product: phosphatidylinositol 4-kinase type 2 beta
Exons: 10
Coding region: 140-1600 (486 amino acids)
Biological process (GO): endosome organization; Golgi organization; phosphatidylinositol phosphate biosynthetic process
Cellular component (GO): endosome; trans-Golgi network; lysosomal membrane
Molecular function (GO): 1-phosphatidylinositol 4-kinase activity
Source: RefSeq, a predicted model, not a curated record